This is a messenger RNA of Cylicostephanus goldi, 627 nucleotides long. NCBI's taxonomy places the organism in Eukaryota, Metazoa, Nematoda, Chromadorea, Rhabditida, Strongylidae. The record is from the annotation of a GenBank genome assembly.
AUGUUGAGCUGUGGUGUGACAGUCGAUCAAGUUUCCAGAAUUCGAAUCAAAACAACUACGAAAAUCUUAUUUGUUGAUGCUGCUCCAGCUCGCAUUCACCUUGAAGCCCUCAACGCCGAAGGUGAUACCUUUUCCACAUUGGGUGAGAUUCCGAUCGAAUGGGAGUUGUCCCACUCUGGAGAGGGCCGUCCGCUUCGUAUUGUUCCUUUUGAGCAGUCGACCUAUGAAGCACCAGCUGAGAUUGUUGCACUAGAGAAGAAUAAGAAAAAAGGAUACAUCAUUCUCGUGGAAGGUAUCCUUACUGGGUCAGCUACUUUGACAGCAAAAUUUGGCGAACCUCACUAUAAGAACAUCAAUCCCGACAGCCUGGAUCUGGUUGUAGUAGCUAACUUGCUUCUGCAACCAGCACAUGACCUCUUCUUGCCCGUUAAUGCCGUAGUGCCGUUUCACGUCCAGAUUGUUAAGCAAAGCAGCACUGAAGGCAUAGGGAGAACCUCCGGACCUUCAGUGGUUUUCGAUGAAAUCAUGCGCGUGUUAGAUAACUGUGAUUCUUUCGUUUUCGAGAUUUCGAGCAAAGUAAGACCUUGCCAGAAUCCGAAGCCUAUCUUUCAACCUAUUCCUUCUUAA